Molecule: messenger RNA, 792 nt
Organism: Wasmannia auropunctata (little fire ant)
Lineage: Eukaryota; Metazoa; Arthropoda; Insecta; Hymenoptera; Formicidae
Exons: 6
Coding region: 1-792 (263 amino acids)
Source: RefSeq, a predicted model, not a curated record
AUGGAUUCUGGAUCAACUUCACACAUGUCAAGAAGUAUGGAAGGAAUGAAGAUUAUGGAGAAGAUUGAAUCUAAUGUGGGACUUGCAAAAUCAAAUGAAUCAAUGAAAGCAAAGGCAACAAGAAAUUUGACUACUAAUCUACUUUCUGUAAAUGCCAUAACUAACAAUGGAGGAACAGUUACAUUUACAAAUAAACAGAUCAAAAAAGAAUAUUUGAUAGAGUUGAGAGCAAGUUCGUCUACUCCAGCCGCCCGCGCCGCCGCCGCUCCAGCCAUCGUCGACGCUGUAGCUGCCGCCGCCGUUCCAGCCGCUGCUCCAGUCGCUGAUCCAGCCGACGAUCUAGCCGCCGCUCCAGCCGCUGCUCUAAACGAUGCUAGAAGACCAAAUAAUUAUUAUCCAAAUAGAUCGGAAGAAUUUGAAUUGAUGUCUUUAUAUGAAUUUGCACAGUGGUAUGAUAUUACAAAAAUCAAACCACGAAGUAAAAAUAUUGAAUACUACGAGCUGAAUAAUGAUCAAAAAAGAAUAUUUGAUAGAAUUGAGAGCAAGUUCGUCUACUCCAGCCGCCCGCGCCGCGCCGCUCCAGCCAUCGUCGACGCUGUAGCUGCCGCCGCCGCUCCAGCCGCUGACGUCGCCGCUCCAGCUGCUGAUGCCGCUGCUUCAGUCGCCGAUCCAGCCGACGAUCUAGCCGCCGCUCUAGCCGUUGCUCUAAACGAUGCUAGAAGACCAACUCCCGGAUUAGAAUCCGCCUAUCUCCGGAGAGAACUCGUUCUGUAUGCGUUAAAGACUCAAUAA